UGAAGUAUGAAAGUGAGUGACACACUAUACAGUAGCACUUGCGGUAAUUUGUUAGCUGUCUGAGUAUAUGUGAUCAUUUUGCUAACGGCUGGCUUUAUGUCCCGAUUUUACAGGAAAGAUAGAAUGAGAUUAGAACUUCCACCUACAACCCCGCCUCAUCCAUUCUGGAUCUAAAUCUGAGCAGACAAACAAGAGUUAACAAACAGCUUGCUCAAUCUGCAGCGUAACCCAAUAAGAAAUAUAUUAGCUUGGACAUUGUACUCUAUCCUUUCCGGCCCAGGCACCAGUGUGUUUGAGGGGGGAGCAGCUGUACAAGUGACAGUGUUGCACAGUCACUAUGAACAAUGGCCCAGCUAUACUACAAAAAGGUAAACUAUUCACCGUACAGAGACCGGAUCCCAUUGCAGAUCGUGCGAGCAGAGGCAGAGCUCUCGCAGGAAGAGAAGGCCUAUCUCAUUGCUGUGGAGAAGGGGGACUAUGCCAGUGUGAAACAUGCCUUACAAGAGGCUGAAAUCUACUACAACAUCAACAUUAACUGUAUGGAUCCUCUCGGACGCAGUGCCCUUUUAAUAGCCAUAGAGAAUGAAAACCUGGAGAUCAUGGAGUUACUGCUGAGCCACAGUAUUUACGUGGGAGAUGCUCUUUUGUAUGCAAUACGGAAGGAGGUGGUUGGGGCCGUGGAGCUGCUUCUGAGUUACAGGAAGCCAAGUGGUGAAAAGCAGGUCCCUACCUUGAUGAUGGACACCCAGUUUUCAGAAUUCACCCCUGAUAUCACCCCAAUAAUGUUGGCAGCCCACACCAACAACUACGAAAUCAUCAAACUGCUUGUCCAAAGACGGGUAACAAUACCGCGCCCCCACCAGAUCAGAUGCAACUGUGUGGAAUGUGUCUCCAGUUCUGAGGUGGACAGCCUGAGGCAUUCCAGGUCGAGGCUGAAUAUCUACAAAGCCUUAGCCAGCCCUUCGUUGAUUGCCUUAUCGAGUGAGGACCCUAUUUUGACAGCCUUCCGGCUGGGCUGGGAACUGAAGGAGCUCAGCAAAGUGGAGAAUGAGUUCAAGGCUGAAUACGAAGAGCUUUCCCAGCAGUGCAAACGUUUUGCUAAGGACCUUUUGGACCAGGCACGGAGCUCCAGGGAACUGGAGAUCAUUCUCAACCACAGGGAUGAUCAGAGCGAGGAGCUGGAUCCCCAAAAAUGUCAUGACUUGGCAAAGUUAAAGGUAGCAAUAAAGUAUCAUCAGAAAGAGUUUGUUGCUCAGCCAAACUGCCAGCAGCUGUUAGCUACACUUUGGUAUGACGGCUUUCCAGGAUGGAGGCGGAAACACUGGGCAGUCAAGCUCUUGACCUGCAUCACCAUUGGACUGCUAUUUCCUGUGCUUUCUGUGGCAUAUUUAAUUGCACCUAAGAGCAGGCUGGGACUGUUCAUUAAAAAGCCAUUUAUAAAGUUUAUCUGCCACACCGGUUCUUACCUAACCUUCCUCUUCAUGCUACUUCUGGCAUCGCAGCACAUUGUCAGGACUGAUCUCCAUGUGCAGGGACCACCUCCCACUAUCGUUGAAUGGAUGAUCCUACCCUGGGUUCUAGGUUUUAUUUGGGGAGAAAUCAAGGAGAUGUGGGAUGGUGGAUUCAAUGAGUAUGUACAUGACUGGUGGAAUCUGAUGGACUUUGCAAUGAACUCGCUCUAUCUUGCAACUAUCUCCCUGAAAAUUGUCGCUUAUGUCAAGUAUAAUGGUUCUCGUCCAAGGGAGGAAUGGGAAAUGUGGCACCCGACGCUCAUUGCAGAAGCUCUCUUUGCAAUAUCCAACAUUUUAAGUUCCUUGCGUCUCAUAUCUCUGUUUACAGCAAAUUCCCACCUGGGCCCCUUGCAGAUCUCUCUGGGACGCAUGCUGCUAGACAUCCUCAAAUUCCUUUUUAUCUACUGUCUGGUGCUUCUGGCUUUUGCCAAUGGACUGAACCAGCUUUAUUUUUAUUAUGAGACCAGUGCCUCAGAGGAACCCAACAACUGCAAGGGGAUCCGAUGCGAGAAACAGAACAAUGCCUUCUCCACACUUUUUGAGACCCUCCAGUCACUCUUCUGGUCCGUGUUUGGUCUGUUGAAUCUCUACGUCACCAAUGUGAAGGCUAGGCACGAGUUCACGGAGUUUGUCGGGGCCACCAUGUUCGGAACGUACAAUGUCAUCUCCCUGGUCGUGCUGCUGAACAUGCUCAUAGCCAUGAUGAACAACUCCUACCAGCUCAUCGCUGACCACGCGGACAUUGAGUGGAAGUUUGCCCGGACAAAGCUGUGGAUGAGUUACUUUGAUGAAGGUGGCACUCUGCCACCUCCAUUUAAUAUUAUCCCAAGUCCCAAGUCAAUCUGGUACCUUUGCAAGUGGAUCCACAAGCAACUGUGCCCAGACAUGGACUCUGAGGAUGAACAGAAGAGGCAUGAAAACCUAAAAACAUUCACAGAACGGCACGCUGACAACCUGAUUCAGAAUCAACAUUACCAGGAAGUGAUCAGAAAUCUAGUGAAAAGAUAUGUUGCAGCAAUGAUACGAAAUUCCAAAACCAACGAGGGAUUAACUGAAGAAAAUUUUAAGGAAUUAAAGCAGGACAUAUCUAGCUUUCGCUAUGAAGUCCUUGACCUCUUGGGAAACAGGAAACCCCAGAGGAGAAGUUAUUCUACUAGCAGCACAGAGGUCUCCCAAAAGGAUGAAAACAACGAGGAUGGUUCUGGAGAAAAAGCUAAAGCCAAGAGUGUUUCUUUCAAUAUAGCCAACAAGAAAAAAGAUUUCAAUGUGUCCGCUCUGAUUAAAACUAUGUCGGGGAUCGAAAUUGUGGAAGAGAAGCCAAAAAGCAACGGAAUAAAUAAGCGCUCUUUCGUCCGAAACGGGAAUAGGGUUCAGAGGCUUUCGAGCUCCAAGAAAGAGUCUUUCAAGAGGCUGGGUCUCCUAUUCUCUAAGAUGAAUGGCCAUGUGCCUGAACCAAAUUCAGAGCCUAUGUACACUAUUUCAGACGGAGUUAUUCAGCCGCAUUACAUGUGGCAAGACAUGAAAUAUUCUCAGAUCAAAAAAGAGAGAGAAGAGAACUGUUCCAAAAGUGAAAUUAACCUCAAUGAGGUGGACUACAGUGGGAAUAUGAGACUUACAGGACAGAGCAAGGAAUGCCCUAUGGUUUGUACCAGCUCUCUUCACUGUGCUUCCAAUAUUUCCUCCUCUAAUUCCAAACUUAUAGACUCCACCGAGGAUGUGUUUGACUCAUGGGGAGAGACCUGUGACUUGCUUAUAAACCAGUGGAAAGAUGGGCAGGAAGAUCAUAUUACAACUCGGCUAUAAGUAAAGCUAUUAAACACCUGCUAUAGAACGUAGCUAAAUAUUUGUAAUUGUUUGCUAUCACCGAUGAUUCAGAGUCAGGAUUCCCUUUCGGUUCCUAGCAUCGGGUCUAGAACUCUAGUUAUGUUAGCCUGUUUUAUAGCCACCUUUACCACAUUUUUUUAUUUGCUUUUUUUACACUCACUGAUGCUGAACUAUUUACCAGUUUGGGCCAAUUUUAAGGAUGUUCAAUACUUAGCAGCAGAGGGCAGACUGAUGUUCCCUACCAAUUGCUAUGCUUAGCCUGUGUGCGCUUACUGUAAAUCCCAAGGUUCUUUUAUUGAUGCAGAUCGAAGCUUCAGCUCCCAUAAACCUCAGACGUUUUGGUGGCAGAGUAAAAGACCUGUACAGUUUCUUUCCUAAUCCAAACUAUCUGGUUGUUCACUGGAUGUCAGUCAGAUAUUACCCCCUGAUUCAAUGGGUGCAGGGAUUGGGUGGGAGACAGAAGAAGGAUCAUAGUGGGCCAGGCCUUUGAGGGUUGCUGCUCUUCCUGCUGGGAUGGGAGGUGGGGAGGAGAUCAGGAGUCAAAUGGGCCCGGGGAGGGGUCAGGAAUGGGGGAGGUCAAAGAGGGCCCAGGCCUAGGGGGCUGUUUCCGUCUCCAUGGGGACUAGGGGGCCUUUGCCCUGUAUGCAGUCUGAGGACUGGUCCAGCCUCUCCUUGAACUCCAGCCCGCUGCUGGUGGGAGCGGUAUCCCUGACCCAGUCACCUUGGGCGUCAUCCAAAGUGAGAUCUGGAUUUGGCCAGGGUGGGUGAGUCACUCCCUGUACUAUCAAUGGCAGGCACAAAAUCCGAAUGGUUCUGUGAACCUGUGGACCAGGUCACACCACCCCCGACUCAAAUUUGUCCCAUUCGCCCCUCCAUUACAAAGGACGAGCAGCAGGGCCAAACCUGAGAUGGGGGCCCUGAAAAACUGCACUCAGUGCAUCCCAGUUCAUCUGGGCCUGAUUUCCUUGAGUGCAGUUGAACCCAUGGACCCCUGCUCAAGCCACUCCUGCUGUAUGUUGCACAUUCUCCUCAAUUCACUGGUCCAUGGUACCAGCUAAUGAAAAGUAGCUUAACUGGAGACUAAGAGACAAACUGGUUUCCAGUUAUAACUGGCCUUUUUCUUUUUUAAGCAAUACAGCCUCUGAUUAUUUCAUUUGUGUGUGUUUUUAAGGUUGUACAUUAUAGUCUCAAUGUAAACUAUUUCUGAAAUGAGAGAAGUUUAUCAGCCAGUUACUAUCACCUGUUAAGUUAUGUGCUCUGCUUAUAGUUAUCUCAUUUUUCAAUUAUCGGCUACAUUUAUUUAGUAAUCCACUGGCCCUCUCAUUAGAAGUAGAGUUACGUACUCCUUUUACACUGAAAGAGAAAUUGACGGACUGGCAUAGUUAUAGGGCUCUGCAUAAAGAUGGGACUGAACCACAAUCGAGGAUCCAAACAUCCUUGCCUGUGUUUGAACUACAACCCGCCGUCUGAAUUUUACAAAUGGCUCCUUUGUCUUUGUAAUGGAUUGCACCAAAGCCCCACAUCUGAGCCACCCUGAAUCUCUUGCUGUUUGAAAUUCAGAUCUGAAUUUUGUGUCUUGAGCCCAUCUCUAGUGCUGCCUUACCUUUUUUGUUGUCUACAGAUUUUUCAGUCCUGGAUGGUACAAUGUUUUAGGCAGAAAACUGAUCUCCUGCUGUGCUAUCAAGCUCUAAGAAAGAACAUCUUCCUUGGUUUCAUUAAUUGCAUUCCUUAAAACCAGGCUAAGCAAUACCAGCUUGAACUUUGCCCAUGCAAUUUCUAUUCUAGAUGAACCAAAAUGGAACACGGCAGUAGCUAUCCCUUGUUAUUUGUUUCCAGUAGUGCCACCGUGUGCUAGGCACUGUAUAAGCAUAAAGGAUGGUACUGUCCCCGGCCCAAACAGCUUCACAGUCUUAAGGAGACACACAGACGAAGGGGAAGGGAUGUAAUACAACCUACAGUUGAUGAAGGUGGUGAUUCUGAUAACGCAGUGCUUGAUAACAGAACUUACUUGGUUGUUGCUGCUGAGAUAUGUAGACUAGCACCAAUCACCUCUCUCCCUUGCCAUUAUCAGUCAGUAGCUUUCUUAUAGGAAUCAUGGUGGAAGUAGACCUUCAGAAGGGUAUUAAGUGAUUUGCUUAAAUCAGGGCCUGAAUGUGCAGCGGGUAGUGGCUCAAGAAGGGUGCUCAGUAGAGCACAUGAGGCAGCAUGUAUUCUCCCCAGGAGAAAGACAGAUUAAGUGGCACCCAUGAUUUGAUGCACAGAUUUCCUUAAAAGAAAGCUACCCUGGUUAGCUCAGGGCAGUGAUCUUCAGGGUUCUGAUCCUAUGAGGUGUUAAGCUAGCUCAGUUCCUGCUGAAGGGAAUGGAAUUGAGACUUCCAGGAUCAGGUCCUAAGCGCACAUGGCUGUGGAUUGUGUUUGGAGAAGGAUUUACUGUAAUAACACUGGAAACGUCUGAGCCUGCUGUUGGGUGACACACAUUUUUUAUGAAAAGUGGCUGGAGCUCCAGGGACUCCCUGUUACUAGCUCCUUUCCUGUUUUAACAUUGGAAGAGGAGUUCAAACAUCAAAGCAUGACACAUUUUGCCUGAUUAUUAAAUACCAGUUUCUCUGCCAGUAGGAAAGCUGUUUUGGCAGAUGGUUCAUUUGGGCACCCAUAUGUUACAAAUGAGGUCACAUCUCAAUCCGGAGGAGCCGAAACCAAAAAUCUGAGCUCCUAGACCCAAGAGCUUUCAGGAAAUUACAGAUGUAGAUCUGAAAUUCGCAGCUAGCCUCUAUCGCUAUUAUGGGCCAAAACAAAACCUUGGGUCUCAGCACGCAAGCCUUCUGGAGAGUUUCAAUGCAACUCAGUCUGGACUUUGUGGCUCUAAGCCAGCUCUGGUUUUCAGCAAGAUGAGCCACUGGUGUAGAGGCCCUGAUUGCAAAUUCCAUUGGCCAUGCUACUUGAACCCUAUGCAAUAAUUCAGCCCUAAAUAUUUAAGCCUGUCCUGCAGUUUAGUCAAGUUGAAAAGUACUUUUCACCAUCAGCUCAACAGCUUUCAGGCUCUCAUGCUUACAAGGUGGUUUGAAUUAUCUUUGACCCUACAUUUUCUCUUCUUGUGAGGGGGAACAAAGCACUGACAUGGUAUUGCACAACGAAAAUGUGCAAAUUCCCAGGCUGAGAGGGAGGUUGCUGCUCAUUCAUUAACAAAUCCAGCCUCCCUUCAUACUCCUACCCUAAAGCCAGCUAUGCACCAGGAUGGUAUUCAGGGUGGAUUGAAGGGAAUAAUGAAAGGAGCAUCCCUACACCCCAGAACAAGCACCUUCUGAAAACUUACAAACCAAGCUGACCGAGCAUUUGUCUAGGAAUGCAAGCAUUUGAAAGAGCAGUUAGCUGGAGGCAGAGAUGUCUGAAAUCACUUCAUGCUUCACCUACCCACUUUGUAGUUUAUGAAUCUUACUCUGAAUGGGGCUGGCCAGCCAUAGUGCUGUUCCCUGGCUAGCAAGAAAGAAUAAAAAUCACUACUGGGAUGGCAAUGCAGAUUCUAUCAGCUGAGCUACAAUCAGGGUUCAUGGCUCUCUGAGUGUGAAAGGGGUUUUACUUCCAUCAGGACAGUGAGCACACUGCUAUUGGCCGUGAUUCCAGCCUGUUGUUCAACUGCAGCAUUCUUGUGUCAGCCAGUUCACACAUCAAACAAUCUGAUCUGAUGAAGUGAGCUGUAGCUCACGAAAGCUCAUGCUCAAAUAAAUUGGUUAGUCUCUAAGGUGCCACAAGUACUCCUUUUCUUUUUGCAAACAAUGCUAGUUACCACUCUGUAGCAGUGCAUAAACAGAAUGCAAUAGUGACUUCUGGCAACACAAACCCCAUCCGUGAAACCAGCAUUAGACCUUUUGCCUUGCUGUGCCUACAGAUAGGAACCGAUGCAUUUUAACAUAACAAGAGAGUGCUGUACACAAAGAUCUAUGGAAAAGUUACAUUGAGGGUGAGAGGUAUGUUGUGCCACCAUGGCCAGGUCUUCUGGGGAUUUGUUUUGUAGCUUAGGUAUUUUUCACUCCCUAACUGAGAGCUAAUUACAUCAAGCCUUUCAAUUGAACACAACUCUUUUAUUACAAAGAACCACCCUAUAUAAAGAAUAAAGCACCCUACUGGGCAUUUACAAAACUUUCACACUGCUCCUACCUGCCAGCCAAAGCAAAAGGCCCAGCUUCUCUUCAGUGAUGGCAGUAGGACCCCUUGGAGUUAGUUGUACUAAAGCCAGUUUUAAAAAGCCAACUACUUUUUAUGGUAAGUUUCCUGAGGAAAAAAUCUUUUCUUCAAUAAAAACCAAAAGUGAAAACUGGUAAAAGAAUGUUAUUUUCUUAUGAAAAAAUUGUUUUGGGUAAAAAAAAAUUUGAGUCAAAGAAGCCAAAACCAUUGACCAAAAUGAAGAUUUUUCCAUUUAAAAUUUUUGGUUUGGUUGAAAAGACAUUUUAGAGUUUAAACAUUCAUUGAAACAUUUUUCGUUCCCUAGAUUGCCCGUGGGUGUGGCUGAGAGUAAAAUUUAGAAUUUCCUUGGAAAGUUGUAGUAGGGGGUAGAUCUUUUUUCACGCAUCGGUUCUGCACUCACAGCUCUGGUUGGCCUUUAUUCUUUGUGUUUCAACACUAACGCUCAAUAUGUGCAAAGAAACUCAAAGUUAAGAAUAUUUACUUUAUUAUUUUCCCCCUUUUUUGAAGAUCUUUAGAUAUUGCUCCUAAAUUACACAUCUCCCAACUCUUCGAAGAGACACUCUCAAAAAGGAACCAAU
Messenger RNA from Caretta caretta (loggerhead turtle), 8095 nucleotides. RefSeq names its product transient receptor potential cation channel subfamily C member 5 (gene TRPC5). The record is from RefSeq and is a predicted model, not a curated record. Gene Ontology annotation, biological process: calcium ion transmembrane transport; regulation of cytosolic calcium ion concentration. Gene Ontology annotation, cellular component: cation channel complex; plasma membrane. Lineage: Eukaryota; Metazoa; Chordata; Testudines; Cheloniidae. Gene Ontology annotation, molecular function: inositol 1,4,5 trisphosphate binding; store-operated calcium channel activity; protein binding.